This is a messenger RNA of Penicillium hordei, 1455 nucleotides long. Its product is annotated as MFS transporter. The coding region runs from base 1 to 1455 and encodes 484 amino acids. The transcript is spliced from 3 exons. The record is from RefSeq and is a predicted model, not a curated record. Lineage: Eukaryota; Fungi; Ascomycota; Eurotiomycetes; Eurotiales; Aspergillaceae. Gene Ontology annotation, biological process: transmembrane transport. Gene Ontology annotation, molecular function: transmembrane transporter activity.
AUGGGCGAACCUCAACAGAAAUCUUUUGGCUACAAAUGGCGCUCUUCCAAAUGGUUUAUUAUUUCUACCGUCACUCUCGCCUUAUUUGGUGAAGUCUUCCUAUACGCAUUCAUUGUCCCUAUUUUAGACUACAUGCUACAGACUCGCCUGCAUAUCGAUCGCUCUAAGACUCAGAAGGUUACCUCUACGGUACUCGGCCUCCAUGGCGCUAUUUCUGUCGUCGCUGGGCCCAUCAUCGGCCAUUUCGCCGAUAAAACCCCAAACCGCAAGACGCCGUUGUUACUAUCUCUUAUAGCCUGUAUCAUAGGCACUGUCAUGAUAGCCAGCACCCAUUCGAUUCCGAUCCUCUUAAUAGGCCGCGUCCUGCAGGCAGUCGCGGGAUCCGCUGUGUGGAUCAUCGGCUAUGCAACCAUCGCAGAUACCGCGGAUCAGGAGAAUAUCGGCACGAUAAUGGGGGUUGCAAUGUCCUUUGUCAACUUGGGAGUCAUCGGCGGGCCUAUAGUCUCCGGGUUGCUACUGGAAGUAGCGGGAUAUUGGAUAACUUGGAUGGUGCCGCUCCUCAUUUUGGUUAUCGAUCUUGUCGCGCGCCUUUUGAUGAUUGAGAGUCCGUUGAAAAGUUUCUCUCAGCUUGACACAAAGUCAACAAAGUUACGACAGACGGUAGACAUAACAGAGACUACGGGCCUGUUGCCCCCGCAUGACGAUCCUCAAGAUCCACCUAUAGCUGCAGGUGGCUUUUGGCGCAUUAUGGUGUGCGAUACUCGCGUCUUGACCGUUCUGGUCAUCCAGGUAUUGAGCAUAGCGGUGGGAACGUGCUUCAACGCGACUAUUCCACUUCACGUACAGGAAACCUUUGGAUGGGGUCCUAGCAAGAUUGGAUUCCUAUUCUCCUGCUUGAUCCUGCCCAGUAUCCUGGUCGGUCCCCUCGCAGGGUGGAUACGAGACCGUGUCGGAACGCGAUAUCCAGCCGCAAUUUCUUUGAUUAUUCAGGCGGCGGUGUUGGUGCUAUUGGGUAUUGCUGGAAACAAACGGAUCUCUUGGGCGAGGGCUCAGAACUACGGCGGAACACUUUACAUAGCAUCUAUCGUGGCUAUGGGUGCAUUGCGUCCUUUCACAGCUGGUCUAGGGCCUAUUGAGUUGACUGCUGCUGUCAAGGCACACCAAGAAAGGACACCAGGUAUAUUCGGGCCCGAGGGAGGACUCUCCCGGGUUUUUGCUAUGAUGGAGGUUGCUGCUUCCAUUGGGAUGACGAUUGGUCCAAUUGUGGGUGGUUCGCUCAAAGAACUACUUGGCUACGAUUAUAUGAGUUGGACUUGGAGUAAGCGGUACACCCUUCUUUUUCUUGUGAAAGUACUAAUAAUGGUAGGUCUACUUUAUCUUUUCCUUAGUGGGCUUGUAAUGUGUUUCUUAGGGUCCGAGCACAGUGAAAUGCCCCCUGCUGAUGGAGAGUGCUAG